Sclerotinia sclerotiorum 1980 UF-70 is the source of this 1038-nucleotide messenger RNA. RefSeq lists its product as hypothetical. Lineage: Eukaryota; Fungi; Ascomycota; Leotiomycetes; Helotiales; Sclerotiniaceae. The coding region runs from base 1 to 1038 and encodes 345 amino acids. Gene Ontology annotation, biological process: intracellular protein transport. Gene Ontology annotation, molecular function: GTPase activity; GTP binding. The record is from RefSeq and is a predicted model, not a curated record. The transcript is spliced from 2 exons. Gene Ontology annotation, cellular component: endomembrane system.
AUGAGUACCUCUCUAGAGGCCAAAAUAGUAGUUCUAGGUGCCCAAGGCGUAGGCAAAACAUCGCUUCUUCUUCGCUAUAUAAAAAAUCAAUUCAGUCCGAAAACUACGACAUCAACUGUGGGAGCAAGUUUUUUGACAAAAAGAGUUGUGGAUGCCGAGAGUGAUACGGUGGUUAGAUUGCAGAUUUGGGAUACGGCAGGUCAGGAACGGUUUAGAUCCAUAUCCCGCCUCUACUAUCGCGGUGCAAAUGCCUGUAUCCUUUGCUAUAGCAUCACAUCUCAAACCUCCUUCAACGAAAUGUCCGUUUGGCUCACCGAACUUCGUCGCAACCUUCCUGCUGAUAUCAUUUUACAUAUUGUGGGCACUAAAGCUGAUCUUGUGGCUAAAGAUCCUAGUGCAAGGGAAGUUCCAUUUGAAAGAUGUAUUGCAUAUGUUGCCGAAAAUGUCACAUCUGUAUUAGGCGGUACACCACCUGCUACCGCACUUGGACUUGAACGUGGUCCUGGGAGUUGGGCCGGCUCAGGAGGUGGAAUUUGGGGAACUGGUGGGACAGGUGCACAAGGAACGAUGACUGGAAUGGAAGGCGCACGUUCGCCUUCUAGUAAAAGAAGUUCGGGAUUUUGGGGGAUGGAGGUUGGGUGGGAUUGUUGUCAUGAAGUUAGUGCGGAGAGUGGAGAGGGGGUAGAAGAAGUUUUUAGAGUUAUUACGAGGAAAUUGGUCGAGCAGAAUAAUAAAAUGAGAGAACAAUUGAUGAGUGCGGCGCAAACUCCAGGAACUCCCAUGAAUCCCGAUGGAACGGGGAUGGAGGGUCAAACGGGUUAUUUUGAUGGGAUUAUGAGGCCAGGAGGCAGUUUUAGGGUGGGUAGGGGAGAUAGGAGGAGUUGGUUACUUGGAUUAACGGGUGGGAUCCCAGCCGGGGGAAGUGAAGUGGGGAUUACAGGGGCGAGUGCGGGGGCUAAUACGGGGUGGAAUGCUGAUGGAAGGGAGAGGAGGGAUGAAGAGGGUGGUGUGGUUAAGAGGAGGGGGAGAUGUUGUUGA